Messenger RNA from Lacerta agilis (Sand lizard), 2648 nucleotides. It is a transcript of the gene SNTB2, whose product is annotated as syntrophin beta 2. The coding region runs from base 120 to 1784 and encodes 554 amino acids. Gene Ontology annotation, cellular component: synapse; dystrophin-associated glycoprotein complex; intracellular anatomical structure. Gene Ontology annotation, molecular function: structural molecule activity; protein binding. The record is from RefSeq and is a predicted model, not a curated record. The transcript has 7 exons. NCBI's taxonomy places the organism in Eukaryota, Metazoa, Chordata, Lepidosauria, Squamata, Lacertidae.
UAUAGGGGGCGGGCGGCGGGCGCGCGCGGCCCAUUCUCCUCCUCCUCCUCACCGCUGGAGUUGCGGCUCUUCCAGCCGCUGCUGCUCCGGCGUGAGUCCGGCGCGACUCCGGUCCGGCCAUGGCAGUGUGGACGCGCGCCUCCAAGGCGGGGCUGGUGGAGGUGCUGGUGCGCGAGCGCUGGGUGCGGGCGCUUGCCGAGCUGAGCGGGGAGGCGCUGGUGCUCAGCUCCGACCCGGAGCCCGUCAACGGGCUGCCCAACGGCGCCGAGUGGGGGAGCCCCGUCGCGGCUGCAGCAGCGGCAGCAUCCCGAGCGCGGAGCCCCGCGGGCAGCCCGGGCGGGCGGAGCGCAGCGGGCAGCGGCAGCCCGGAGAUGCCCCCCUCGGCGUCCGUCCACCCGCCUUCCUCGCCUCCCAGCCGGCCCUUCUCCCCUCCGCCGGGGUUGCCCGGUGGCGCGUCCUGCUCCACCUCGUCGCCUCCGGGCUCCCCUCCGAGCGGGGUGCGCCGGGUGCGGGUAGUGAAGGCAGAGGCGGGCGGGCUGGGCAUUAGCAUCAAGGGUGGCCGCGAGAACCGCAUGCCCGUCCUCAUCUCGCGCAUCUUCCCGGGGCUGGCCGCCGAGCGCUGCGGUGCCCUCCGCCUGGGAGACGCCAUUCUCUCUGUCAACGGCACCGACCUCCGCGACGCCACCCACGAUCAGGCCGUGCAGGCGCUCAAGCGGGCCGGCAGGGAGGUCCUCCUGGAAGUGAAGUAUAUGCGGGAAGCCAGCCCUUAUAUCAAGAAGCCGUCACUGGUGUCGGAUUUGCCUUGGGAUGGGGUAGCUCCGCAGUCGCCCAGCCUUAGCGGCAGCGAGGAUUCUGGCUCCCCAAAGCACCAUGGCGCUGCCAAGGACCGUAAGGUGAUCCCUUUGAAGAUGUGCUACGCUGCGAGGAACCUGUGCAUGCCGGAUCUGGAGAACAGGUUGAUAGAGUUGCACUCGCCCGACAGCCGGAACACCCUGAUCCUCCGCUGCAAGGACACAGCCACAGCGCACUCCUGGUUCAUGGCCAUCCACACCAACAUCAUGGCUCUCCUCCCGCAAGUCCUGGCCGAGCUUAAUGCCAUGCUGGCCGCCAGCAACACACCAGGGAGCAGCAAGGAGGUCAAACACAUCGCGUGGUUGGCGGAACAGGCCCGGCUGGAUGGAGGCCGGCAGCAGUGGCGGCCAGCUCUCUUGGCCGUGACGGAGAAGGACUUGCUGCUCUAUGACUGCAUGCCAUGGACGAGAGAUGCCUGGGCCUCCCCGUGCCACAGCUACCCGCUUGUUGCCACCAGGUUAGUGCAUUCUGGCUCAGGCCGCAGAUCACCCUGCAUGGGAUCGGACCUCAGCUUUGCCACGCGGACAGGCUGCCGCCAGGGCAUUGCCAUGCACAUCUUCCGCGUGGAGACUCAUCGGGACCUCUCCUCCUGGACCAGAAUCCUGGUGCAAGGCUGCCAUGCUGCUGCAGAGCUGGUCAAGGAAGUGUCUUUAGGGUGUGUCCUGAAUGCCCAGGAGGUCCGCCUCAUCAUCCACUACGAAAACGGCUUCAUUAUUUCCAAAGAAGAGGCAGGCUCUGCCAGUGUCCUUUUCCGAUACCCUUUUGAGAGGCUAAGAAUGUCUGCGGAUGAUGGCAUCAGGAACCUCUACUUGGAUUUUGGAGGACCGGAAGGGGAACUGACCCUGGAGCUGCACUCCUGCCCCAAACCCAUUGUGUUUGUGUUGCACACGUUCUUGUCGGCCAAAGUGACUCGCCUGGGGCUGCUCGUGUAGGAGGAGCCAAGGGGCCUUGGUGACAUGGCAGCGUCAGCGAACCACAGCAGUAGCAGCACCGAGUCCUGCCUCUGCGAUGUUCUCCAGCACCAGUGCCUUGACCAAGACUUGUGAUUGGCAGCUGCAUUGUAGACACAAGGCCAUUGGAUGAGCUUUGGCUGGAUGCUGCGGCUCUUGCAUGAACUGCCUUCCUAGGAGAGAAGCAGCUGAAGGAUGGAAAGGUGGCCAAAGGAGUGAGAUGGGAGUGGGGGGGGGGGGAUAAGGCAGCCAGGGAGGCUGCGUGUCAAUCCCCCUUGCCUGCCUGGAGUUUGGCAUUGCUCUGAAAACCCCACCGUCGUCUUGGCUCCUUGCCAUUCAGGAUCAUGCCCCGUAUGAAAGGUAGGUGAGAUGAGAGGUGGUCCUGCCAGGCCAAUAGAGCAGCUCCUGACCUGGGGCAUUACAAAGCCAUUUCUCCCGUAUCCCUUAUACCACAUGUGCCUUUUGGUGGAAGAAGGUAAGAGGAGAGCAGUCAUGGCAGCAGCAGAAAUCUGGACCCUGGGCCGUUUGCCUGGUUGGGCCGGAAAUGCUGUCUUGUCAGGCAACCCCACCUUGCAGCUUGGGGGGAGCUUGUAUCCUUUGCAGGGGUCUCAAGAGACAGGCUGGAAAUGGGAGCUCCCCUGGUCCUUUCGUUCUGGCAGUUGGGAUGCUGCAGCGCUUGGCUCAAAUUGAAAAACUGAAGCAUAUGCACUUCAGAGCCACAAGACUCUGAAGGCCUGGACCAGUAAAGAAGGUGGCUUUACUUAGUUCUAGGUUCCAUGCUCAGGCCAAACAGUGACAUUUUUUGAGCUGGGCUGAGAGCACUGUGUUCCUCUGGGCGGGUGGGGU